UAGGUCGGGGCGGCCCGGGAAGCUGGGCGGCCGAGCUCGCUGGACCCGCCGGGCGGGCCGGGCCAGGCAGGGCAGGCGGAGAGCGGAUAAAGCGCGCGGGCUCGGUGGCGGAGGUUCGGCGGCCGGAGAGGAGGGUGCUGACGGGUUUGGGGAAAAUGACCUUGGCCCUUUCUGUCCCCCGCCGUUUUCCCGACAGCCGGCGGCGGCCCCGGGGAAGGCCUAGGCCGGGCCCUCCGAAGGGGCCCCCUAGCGGAAGGGGUCCGCGCUGAUUGCCCUCCGGCCCCGGCCUCCGCCCUCCACGUCCCCGCGCCAGCCGCGGAGACCUCACACACCCCCUUCCGGUCCGGUGACCCGAGCCGCCUUCCUCACAAAGGUUCCCCAGGCCCCUGCCCAUUGUCCCCUCCGCCCGAGCCGCUGCCCGCCCCAGCGACAGCCCUCUCCCCGCCGUGGAAAUGCCCCCCAGACCUCUCUCUGCCCCGAUGUGCUGAGCCGCUCGCCUAGACCCUCGCUCUCCCACCUUUCUCAGCCACCCCCGCCUCCCUCGCCCUUUGUUGCCCCCUCCCAGCGCUCCCGAUGGGGAUCCCACACAGCAGCCCCCCGGGCCGGUGCCCCGAGCUCCCGCUCUGACCCCGUGCCUCCCCUCCGCCGGACGUACAGAGUGGCCCGUCGCGGCGCCCCGAGUGGCGCUCGCACUCUGCCUCCCCCUCCCCCCGAGGCCUCUGGGGCCGCCCCCCGACGCUACUCUCCGAGCCUUGGGACCCGCCUCCCCCAGUCCCAGCUCCAAUGGUGACCCCCUGCACACUUCCCCGUCCGGGUGCCCGGGGCUGGGCUUGACCUUUGGCUUCAUUCUGCCUGGUUCUCCUUCACCUUUCCCUGGCUUCCCUGGCACUGCCCACCGUCUGUACGUACUCCUCCCUCCCAUGCCUCGAUGGGGACAGCUUCCCGGCUUCUUCCGUCCCAGUGACUGGCCAGCACCCUGUACCUCCACCUCAGAGACGGGAUGCAGCCCUUCAGCCUCGAGGCGGCCAGGGAAGCAGCCCAGAGGGAUGUGCUGGCCGCAGAUCUCCAGUGCAGCUUCUUUGCCUCUGCCCUGCAGAGCUACAAGCGGGACUCUGUGCUGAGGCCAUUCCCAGCCUCCUAUGUUAGCCAAGACAACAAGGACUUUGAGGCCCUGCUUGAAGAUGCCAGUAUGCUACCGAACUUAAAGGAACUUCUCCAGUCUGCAGAUGACAAAGAUAACAGGGCAUGGAAUCUGGUGAGCUGGAUUUUAUCAUCAAAGAUUCUUACACUACACAGCAUAGGGAAAACAGAGUAUGUGAAGAUUCAAGAACUAAUGGGAAUUUCAGGCACUACUGUCCCUGCACCUGACUUUCUGUUUGAAAUAGUGUAUUCUGGUCGAGUGGAUGCCAAAUUUCAUGAGACCAAAGGAGAAAGGGAUCUUAUCUAUGCAUUCCAUGGGAGCCGCCUGGAAAACUUCCAUUCCAUCCUGCAUAAUGGUUUACACUGCCACUUAAACAAGACAUCUUUGUUCGGUGAAGGGACCUAUCUCACCAGUGACUUAAGCCUGGCUCUUCUUUACAGUCCUCAUGGUAUGGGAUGGCAGCACAGUCUUUUGGGUCCUAUCUUAAGUUGUGUGGCACUGUGUGAAAUCAUUGACCAUCCUGAUGUCAAGUGCCAAACCAAGAAAAAGGAUUCUGAAGAAAUAGAUAGAAAAAGAGCGAGAGCCAAACAUAGUGAAGGGGGAGAUGUCCCACCUAAAUACUUUGUGGUUACAAACAAUCAACUUUUACGAGUAAAAUAUCUGUUAGUUUAUUCUCAGAAACAACAUAAGAGGGUCUCAAGCCAGCCUUCUUGGAUUUCUAACCAUCGCUUCACUCUCAUGAUGCUCCUGUAUCUGCUACUACUGAUCAUUAUAGGUGUCAGCAAUUCUCCCUCUUUCUUGCACUACUGGAAUCGAGCAUUGGAAUCAAAAAGAUAAACUUACCUGGCUCAGCAGGGUAGCCUCUGCCAUAUGCCUUAGUACCUCCUGAUCUAUGAAUUCCUACACCUCCACUUAGAACUUUGGGCUAGAAGCUAAGGAGGGGCAAUGAUUGGAACAUUGCAGUGAUACCAGAGAUUUUGAUUAUCUUCUGAUGCUCCUAGAGAAUGUUUGUGCUUCUUAAUUGGUCACAUUUUGGAGGAUUAUGUCAGUUUCAGGAUAACUUUGCUGUUCUCUCUGUCCUUAGCAGUUCUGGGAAGCUGACUUCUUAGCAAGGGCCAAAGGAAGAAGCUUGCUGUAUUGAAAAACAAGGUGUCUAGGCUCUCUGCAAUAUGUUUACAAUUGCCUCUGGCAGAAAUCCUCUCUUUCUAAUGCCUUUGGAAGGUGGAAAAAUAUGUUGUGUGAGGUAUAAAUCAUCAGGCAGUUGGCUUGUUUUGACUUGAAAUGUUACAGAGGAACAAUGAUGUUUCUCACGAAAUGGGGGGAUUGUUUUUGAUUUAUAAAUUUUGGCUUUAGACUUCUGAAUGUGACAUCAAAAACUUCAAUACUUUUAACCAUUUUCUUAACUAUCUAGAAACAGCUUUUGCAGCAAUGGUGCACUCAUUCAUUCAUUUAUAAAAUUAUAGGAUUCAUAGCUGGAAGGGACUUUAGAGAGUCUAGCCCCUCUCAUUUUACAGAUGAGGAAACAAAAGUUCAAGAUUGUCAUGAUUUGUCUACGAUCUGACAAGUGUUGUAAGAGCUGGAUUUUGAACCUCUGACUUUAGGUCCAAUGUUCCUUCCACCACACCCCACUGCCUCCCAGAAUACCUUCAUUCAUAUAUUCAUUCAGCAAACAUUUCUGAAGCACCUAUUCUGUGGAAGAUAUGAAUGGAUGAAAAACAAAGGUGUUUGUUUUUUUUUUUAUGUUUUUUGGAGUCUCACAAGAGAAGAUUAUCUAAUCUACUUAUAUCCAUCUGAAUAUUUCUUUUAAAUCAAGGAACGAACUGAAUGUUAAAAAAAAAAUAAUGACUUGAUAAUUGGGCAACAUCUUUGUGAAUAUGUUUCUACAUGGUGAUUCAUUUGGCCAAUGUCCACACAACACAGCCUUUUGACUGUUUUUAAGAAAAGAAACCAAGCUAUGGGCUUGCUCAUGUCACGAGAUGGAUUUGACAUGCUUCAAAUAGCCCCAUGGAAUUUGAACAAACGUGUCCUAAAUGAGAGCCUUUAAUAAGAAUUUUAUUCUUAAGUCUA
Messenger RNA from Sarcophilus harrisii (Tasmanian devil), 3208 nucleotides. RefSeq names its product poly(ADP-ribose) polymerase family member 16 (gene PARP16). Gene Ontology annotation, biological process: endoplasmic reticulum unfolded protein response. Gene Ontology annotation, molecular function: kinase binding; NAD+ poly-ADP-ribosyltransferase activity; protein serine/threonine kinase activator activity. The record is from RefSeq and is a predicted model, not a curated record. The coding region runs from base 1001 to 1978 and encodes 325 amino acids. Gene Ontology annotation, cellular component: endoplasmic reticulum tubular network; membrane; nuclear envelope. Lineage: Eukaryota; Metazoa; Chordata; Mammalia; Dasyuromorphia; Dasyuridae. The transcript is spliced from 7 exons.